GCCAGGUGUGUUGGAUUCUGCGACGACGCUCAUUUGACGCUUGCUCGCUACAGAAUUCCUCGAGGUUCUCUCGAAGAUGUGCCAGCUUAUGAGAUUCAAGCUACAAAAGUGUGCAGUUCUGCGUACACCGCAUUUUAUAUGCGGACAUUAGGUGUAUACCGCACGAAUCCACGUGUGAUUAUCCAGUUUCUAGUGAUAGCAUCCUAACUCCGUUUGGCGGUACAUAGGAUCGAUGCCACGAAUCCACGAUCAACAUUACUCUACAAAACAACGGUCCAAUCAUUAAUAUGGAAGGAUUAACACACACGCUAAGAAUUUUAUGCUUUGUAGCUUAGUGUCAAAUAUGCAAGUAAAUCAUAAGUGUCGUGAGUGUAAACAACAAAGCAUCAGUGAACAUUUUUUCUGAAUCGUCAAAACACACAUUACUUAUUUGAUUCUGUCUCAGUUAAAUAAACUGAAAACCACAAGUAUGUCAACAUAAAACAAUGUAAUAAUACAACUAUACAUUAAAAGUGGAGUGCUAAUCAUAUACAGUGUUGUUCCUGUGUUGUUUCCGUUCCUUACUUACUUUCGCCAUUGUGGUUUUUACCGAAACAAUUGAAAUCGAUCAGGAGCCUUAACUCAUCGGCAAAAUCUUAUUGCAUCCAUCAACACACAUCAUCUAUCAAAGCACUGUAUCAAUUAUCAAAAGAAUACGUUGUCGCUUCGAACAAGAAAACAUCGAUCUUGUGAGGGUGCUGCUGCUGUUGCAUUGAGAGCAUAGAAAGCUGCUGCAGCAAAUACUGCAAGGGUGGCGCUACACUCGACUGAAGCCCUGAUGGCGGGCUUUCUGAAGUCCACUGACCUUGGGCCGCAUCCGCAUGGUUACGGAACCGGUCACCAUCCACAUCAUGCACAUCCGCAUGGACCUCUACCGCCCGGAAUGCCUAUGACAUCAUUAGCCCCGUUUGGUCUUCCUCACGGGCUUGAUGCUGUAGGAUUUCCGCAAGGUAUGUGGGGUGUUAACCCCCGGAAACAACGUCGAGAACGAACAACAUUCACAAGAGCGCAACUCGACGUUCUGGAAGCGCUUUUUGGGAAAACACGAUAUCCCGAUAUUUUUAUGCGUGAAGAGGUAGCCCUGAAAAUAAAUCUUCCCGAAUCCAGAGUGCAGGUGUGGUUCAAAAAUCGACGUGCCAAGUGUAGACAACAACUACAACAUCAGACAUCCUCAAAUUUGAAUAGCAGCAAAUCUUCGGGAAACAACACGAACGGCUCUGCUCGUCAGUCGAGCAGUGGAUCGGGGUCAGGUGGAGGUUCCUCCAACGGCUCUGCGGGCAGCUCUUCAGUUACCAGUGGUGCCAGUAACAACAGCAGCAAGAGCUCAAUCGUGAAUGCUAAUAAUAAACCAACGAUAAAGCACACGCCGAUGAAUAGUCAUAGUCACAGUAACAGUCACAGCCAGGGAAGCAGUGGGCAACCAGGAGGAUCAUCGGGUGGGGCAGGACCUACGAGCAAUAACGGUCAGUCUAACGCAGGCGUCCCUAGCCACAGCAGCUCUCAGCAUGGGCUAAGCCACAGUAAUGGCUCCCCUAUUCUACCGAUCACUCCAUCAACCUCUGUGAGUCCACCAAUCAAUGUGAUCUGCAAGAAGGAACAAAACUCAUCCUUCCACCACGGUAGUGCUAACACAGGUAACGAAGCAGCCAUGAAGGCAGCGGCUGCGGCAGCUGGCUAUGAAUUGUUGAAAGAGUCUGAAUUGAACCUUGCACAUCACUCUUCCACUACUUACGUCAACAUAAACUCGCGACUAGGCCAGUCACUGGGUGCGGGUAGUGGUAUCUCCGGUACUGUUGGCGGUGGCUCGCUCGGUAGUUCGAUUGGUGGAACGAUUAGCGGAGCUAUUGGUGUGGUAGGCAGUGGUGGGCUUGGUAAUGGUCCUUCGGCUGCUGGUAAUUUGACUCCACUAGGUUCAAACUCUUCUAUUAUGACUACGCCGUCGCCACCGAUUACUCCGCAGACUUCUCACAAUCCUUUGUCGUAUGUGCCCAAUCAUGAAACGUAUAAUUUCUGGCACAACCAGUAUCAACAGUACCCAAAUAACUACAACGCGCCGUCCUACUACACUCAGAUGGAUUAUUUCAACAAUCAAAACCAAGGGAAUUACAAUAUGGGGCAUACCGGAUACAGCACCUCUGCCAAUUUUGGGCUUGCUUCCACAUCAGCCCUAGCCGGUCCCAUGGGUGCACAGACCUUUAGCCCAAAUGGUCUCGACUAUAUGAGUCCCCAAGAUAAAUACGUCAAUAUGGUAUAAGCUACAGAAUAUUAAAAGGACGAAAAUUGUCAUUUCUAAUUAAUGUGUUUUAAAAGUUUUCUAAGGUACUAGAAAGCUGUUCACCAUAACAUACCAUAUCAUGCCAAUUCCAUUUCUGCGUUCUGCUUAAAAAAUGAGCUCUUAUAGCAGUAGUCAAAAGAAAAUCAAGCUUCAAACCAUAUCAGAAAAUGAAAGUAUGAGAAAAUUUUAGUUUAAUGUUCAAUUUGAUUUUUUUUAUGAUUGGUUAUCUUUCCGAAUCCUCCCAUCCCUAGUUCCACAAUCUUGUAUACUUGAGUGUUACACGUAGUAACGGUAACAUGACUCAAAAAUAGCAAAGAAAAACUGACAUACUAUUUAUUUCAUUUGGUUAUAUGUAACAAAUAUCAACAAAUCAUAUCAUUAGUUUUGCUGUCCACCAUACUUGCUUUCCCGAAGACUCUUCCUUCAACGUAUGCUGUCCAUGUUCAUUACAUAUUUGCAUUAUUUUAAUAGGAAAAGAGUUCCCAUGGAAUACCUCUUUUAUAAAUGAAAUAAGGAAAAACUAUGUUUGUUUCAAAAAUAAAACGGAUAACUUAUGGAUAACAUGAAUAUUUUGAGCAAAUCAGUUCUAGCCAAGUUUUACUUUUGAAAUUCUAUAUUUUAUUGGGUUUCCAUUUAAAAUUUAAGUAAGCUAUAAACAUUGUUUGCACUCGGCUAUUGUUACUGGAGAGAUUUAACGGUUGAACCACAUGCCACAAUCGGAGAGUUCAGGAAUGAGAUCUGGGUGUAACAAAGUAGUGCAAUUGUAUUUCAACACGGUAUAAACUAUAACCGAUUGUUAAAAUCGUUGAUCAAUCUGAAGGUCUCGAAAUUGUAAAAGGAAGCUCUGAGGAAAUUUUAAAGGCAAGCAAAGUACAAGAACAUCAUAGAUUAAAAGUUGAAAUUUCUUCAAAACAUAUCUCUGGUUCAUACUUGGUAUGAGCCCGGUAAAAUGAAUAGUUUGAAUGUUUUUCAAAAAGUGAAAGAUUUGUCAUUACGUCGUGAGUAUUUCAUGUUCGAUAUCCAUGAACUCCCAUCCGUAUAAGCCAUAAGUUAUUCGUGUGAGACAAGGUACGAGAACAAAAAAUAUAUGUAGGUAUUAGCGGUGGAAGCGAUGGAACGACAUUCGCAGAACAAUAUAUGGAAAUUUAAAACAAAUCUCUAACACUAGGAAACACUAUUUUUCUCUUUUCAUUACGGGACGAAAAUGGCAAAGGAAGCAAAAAUAACAUUAAAAAAGAAUGAAACGUUAGAAUCAGAGUGAGACACGCCAUUCAUGGUUACACGGCGAAGUUGGGCAAUGCUAGGGAAAGCGAUGAUAAAAAAUAAUACGUUUAGGGAUGUUAGAUUAAGGCGCUAUUGUGAGUUAUAGUAGUCAGAUGAGUAAAAGGGUUUUCUGUAAAAUAUGGAGUGCAUUGAGUUUAGUUUGCACGUAAGACGGUCGUUGUUUUCAUUUGCGACGGCGGACUUGUUUCCAGCACACAGAGAGAUAAACAAUAAUUAAGCUCAGUUAUAGUUCCAACAAUCUAGGAAAAUCCAAAUUCGAAUGUUAGACGGGGAGAAAAAAAAACACCCAAAAAGGACAUUAACGCAAUUAUUUUUCAAAAAGAACAGUCGGAUACUAACAUUGAAUGCAAACGAUGUUAAUUACUAUUCAUGAACGCAUAUUUGAUUUAAUUAUGGAGAUAGAAGUCUAAAAGAUGUAAAAAAUCGAAAAUUCGAAAUGAUGAAGUGAAAAAGUAUCACGCUCAUAAAAGAUCAAACCAAAAGCAUUUCUCGGAGAGCCAGUCCUCGUCGUAGAAACCAUAUUUUCCAGAAAUGUCACAUCCUAACUAAUCACUCCAUUGCUACCAGCUCAUGGUUGUAUAUAGUACUCUAUCGUAUUAUUGAAAA
Messenger RNA from Anopheles aquasalis, 4204 nucleotides. RefSeq names its product homeobox protein OTX2 (gene oc). Gene Ontology annotation, biological process: regulation of transcription by RNA polymerase II. NCBI's taxonomy places the organism in Eukaryota, Metazoa, Arthropoda, Insecta, Diptera, Culicidae. Gene Ontology annotation, cellular component: nucleus. The record is from RefSeq and is a predicted model, not a curated record. Gene Ontology annotation, molecular function: RNA polymerase II cis-regulatory region sequence-specific DNA binding; DNA-binding transcription factor activity, RNA polymerase II-specific.